Messenger RNA from Penicillium hordei, 327 nucleotides. RefSeq lists its product as uncharacterized. The record is from RefSeq and is a predicted model, not a curated record. Lineage: Eukaryota; Fungi; Ascomycota; Eurotiomycetes; Eurotiales; Aspergillaceae. Bases 1 to 327 code for a protein of 108 amino acids. The transcript has a single exon.
AUGCAGCAUGAUAUAUACAGCCUCGGAGUAUGCCUCCUCGAGAUUGGACUUUGGGAUUCACUCGUGAGUAGCGAAGGAGACGCAAAUAUCUCGCUAGCUGGUGUCAACUGUGAUCCUUCGGCCUUCAAUAGACACAGUUCCCUUAAGGAUCACUUUAUGACGUUAGCGAAGGAACAGCUACCGAUCAGGAUGGGAGAUAUGUACACGCAGGUCGUUGUUAAUUGUCUAACCUGCAUGGAUGAAACGAACGGAGAUUUUGGCGAUGAGAGCGAGUUUGAGGAUGGUGACGGCAUCCAGAUUGGGGUUAAAUACAUUGAGAAGGUAUAG